AUGCAUCUCAGCCCUUUCAUACUUGCAGCACUGCCUGUUCUGGCGAGAGCAUUGCCAUCCAGCUCAUAUGGCGACAAGCCAUUGACUGUUAACACGAGCUCUGGCAUCUUUGCCCCCUUCUUUGAACCGUCUUAUCCAAACGUUGCCGCAUUUCUUGAUAUCCCGUUUGCAGAGACUCCGGUCGGAGAUCUCAGAUUCUCGCCACCUGUUGCAAAAAAGCAUUCCGGAGACGAAGUGUUUCAAGCAACGAAACUCCCACGGGGAUGUAUCCAAUACGUGCCUCUGUUUCUCAGAGGUACUGUUGCUGAUAGCCUCGUUUCUGCUGCCAACUUACAGCGUGGAGACUACGCGAACACCACUGAAGAUUGUCUAAGACUCUCUUUAUUCGCACCCAAGAACUCUAUCGCCGAAAGCAAAGGCGCGAAAGAUGAACGGCUACCUGUCGUGAUCUGGGUUCAUGGAGGUGGCUAUAUGAUUGGAGGCACCAACGUGCCAUAUCAGCUUUCCCAGCCUUGGGUUCAGCGAAGUCAGAAACACAUUGUUGUACAGAUCCAAUACCGACUCAAUAUCUUCGGCUUACCCAAUGCUGCUGCAUUAGCAGAAGAAGGAAAGAACCUGAAUCUGGCGCUGCUUGACCAACGUCUCGCUGUCGAAUGGGUACGAGAUAAUAUUGCCCGAUUUGGCGGUGAUCCAAACCGCAUCACGCUGUGGGGUGAAAGCGCAGGUGCAUAUGCUACAGAUGGCUAUCUGUUCGCCUGGCCUCGCGACCCGAUUGUCAAGGGCGUCAUAGCUGAUUCUGGGAAUGCCCUGGCAAUUGAGGGAAGUCUAGGUGAUGCCAGAAAUCACAUUACCUUUUCUAUCGCCGCGAAGCACCUGGGAUGCGGCGACCUGUCACCGCAAAAAGAGCUACAGUGUAUGAGACACGUUCCCGAGCGCAAGCUCAAGGAGUAUCUCCAAGCAGAACUCGGGCAAGGAGGUGCUGCUGAUGAUGGCCUCAGCUUCUCACUUAUUCCCGACAAUGUCACUGCUUUCACCAACUACACCGAAAGAAUCACUGCAGGGUCAUCCGAGUUCCCAGCAAAUAUUCCCCUUUUGAUUGGAACAAACACGAAUGAAGGAGCUGCUGUCAUUCCCUACAACUUUCCAGGCUACGAAACAGCAACAGAGAUACCGGCCAACCUCAAGCCCAUUGCUAAUGGGUUUGGUCUCAAUCUGCAAUGCACUACCCUCAAAGAGAUUCGUCUGAGAUCUGAAGCAGGCGCCAGAACCUUCCAGUACCUCUACGCUGGUAACUUCACCAACAUCUCCCCUCUGCCCUGGUUGGGCGCGUACCAUACUGCUGAAUUGCCUCUGAUCUUUGGGACCCAUUCUACUGAGGGCCCAUCAACCAAAUUCGAGCGAAAGGUCAGUGAGAGAAUGCAAGACCUUUACCUCAGGUUUACCAGUGACCCUGUUCACGGCUUGGAGAGGGAUGGAUGGCCGGCAGCACAGACACAAUUGGGAAGGUCGAAACUUGUCGAAUGGGCAGGGAAUGGCAAGGUUCAGCAGACUGUCGGUGCCAAGAAGUUGAUCGACGAAUGCACCAAGAACGGAUUUGCUGUAUAG
Fusarium verticillioides 7600 is the source of this 1605-nucleotide messenger RNA. RefSeq lists its product as hypothetical. Lineage: Eukaryota; Fungi; Ascomycota; Sordariomycetes; Hypocreales; Nectriaceae. The record is from RefSeq and is a predicted model, not a curated record. The transcript has a single exon. The coding region runs from base 1 to 1605 and encodes 534 amino acids. Gene Ontology annotation, molecular function: carboxylic ester hydrolase activity.